Molecule: messenger RNA, 816 nt
Organism: Perca fluviatilis (European perch)
Lineage: Eukaryota; Metazoa; Chordata; Actinopteri; Perciformes; Percidae
Gene: armc7
Product: armadillo repeat containing 7
Exons: 3
Coding region: 136-750 (204 amino acids)
Molecular function (GO): protein binding
Source: RefSeq, a predicted model, not a curated record
CAUUUAACAGACGGACGCAUUUAAGAGACGGACCAAAACAAGGAAUGGCGGAAAAUGAGAAUAGUUUGUGUGUUGUGUUCCUUUAACGUUAAUACCCCGCGGUGUUGACGUUAGCUUGUUUAAUCGUAUGUUUGAAUGAACACCGGGUCUGAUGCUAAGCUAAAGAAGCCAGAGAUGUGGAGAAAAGGCUCGUCUGAGGGCUCCGACCGGUUUGAAUAUCUCCAAACUCUGGUCACUGAGUUUCAGGACACCGACAGUGAAGAGGCAAAGGAGCAAGUGCUGGCUAACCUGGCCAACUUUGCGUACGACCCAAAGAACAUGGAGUAUCUGAGGGAGCUGCAAGUGACCGACCUCUUCUUGGACAUGCUCACUGAGGAGAAUGACAACUUUGUGGAGUUCGGGAUGGGGGGGCUGUGUAACCUGAGUAUGGACCCUGAAUGCCGAGACAUUAUCCUGCAGAGCAACGGGAUCAGCUUGGUCACAAAUUGUCUGUCGAGCCAGAGGGAGGAGACUGUCCUGUCGGCCAUCACAACACUAAUGAACCUCACGACGCCCUCGUCCCGCUCUGAGAUCACUGUUCCGGCCAUCCUGCAGUGCAUGCUGCGCUUCUCCCUCUCAGAGAGCCCCCGCCUGCGCAACCUGGCUGCUGUGUUUCUGCAGGACUGCUGCACCGAGGAGCAGGUGGCCCGAGCGGAGCAGCAGAUGCAGGGACAGCAGACUGCAGUCGGCAUCCCGCUGCCCAAAGACUAAGUUACAGCUGGCAUAUGUGGGAGUAGGCCUGUCGCGAUAGUCAAUAAAUCGAGUUAUCGCACGAUA